GUGCGUGGAGGCCCUGGUAGUGUACUGCUGGUCGGGGAAGGAGGAGGAACCCUACGUGACCAUCACCCGCAAGCGUCGGCUGCGGAAAGGCUACGAGGUGGAGAUGGAGCAGGAGGUGGGCCACUCGGUGCGCCGGCUGGCCACGCACCGCAACGCCUUCAAGCGCAUGGCGGUCAUCCAGGCCUUCCUGGGCUCCACCCCGCAGCUCACCCUCCAGCUCUACAUCAGCGUCCUGGAGAAGUACGUUCCUGCUGCCCGAGCAGCCCUCAUGGGCAUCUGCCUGGUGUCAGUCACCUACGGAGCGCUCGUCUGCAACGUCCUGGCCAUCCAGGUCAAGUACGAUGACUACAAGGUCCAGCUGCGGCCGCUGGCCUUCCUCUGCAUCGUGCUGUGGCGCAGCCUGGAGAUCUCCACCCGCGUGGCUGUCCUCGUGCUCUUCAGCACCGUCUUCAAGCACUGGAUCAUCCCUAUCGCCUUGGCCAACCUGCUGGUGGUCUUCUUCUUGCCUUGGGUGCAUUUCCUGCCCGACAACAUUGAGAAGAACUUCAGCCGGGUGGGCACGGUGGUGGUGCUCUGUGCCUUCACCCUCCUCUAUGCCAGCAUCAACAUGUUCUGCUGGUCAGCCGUGCAGCUCAAGCUGGCUGACCGGGACCUCAUUGACAAGUCACAGAACUGGGGUCGCCUGGCCGUGUACUAUGUGGCCCGUCUGCUGGAGAACACGGCCCUCGUCAUCCUCUGGUAUUUUUUCAAGACUGACGUCUACGAGAACAUCUGCACCCCGCUGCUGGUGGUGCAGCUGCUCCUGGGCUACUGCCUGGGCAUCUACUUCAUGCUCCUCUUCUUCCAGUCCCUGCACCCCUGUCGCCAGCUCUUUCGGCACAACGUUGCUGAUUUCCUCCACUGUGCAGCCUGGCUGGGCAUCAACAUCUUCCUCUUCACCUACUACUUCCUCUUCUUUGACCGGGAUGAGCGAUACCUCUACACCAGGGCCAUCCUUGGG
Messenger RNA from Apaloderma vittatum (bar-tailed trogon), 1000 nucleotides. RefSeq names its product membrane transport protein XK-like. The record is from RefSeq and is a predicted model, not a curated record. NCBI's taxonomy places the organism in Eukaryota, Metazoa, Chordata, Aves, Trogoniformes, Trogonidae. Gene Ontology annotation, cellular component: membrane.